AUGGCGGCUGAAGAGAUAAAUAUCAGGAAUAAGCAGAAGAGACAACAACUCUUUGCAGAGUUGAAAGAUCAAAAGAAUAAAGAACGUCAUACUAUGAGAAGGCAAAGAGCUAAAGAAGAAAGAGAAAACCCGGAAUUGAAAGAAAAAAGAUUAAAGGAAAAUGUCACCAAAACAAUUGAUAAUAUGAGAGUAUUUGAUGAAACUAUAAAUCAGCCAAUAGAAGGUGAUGAGGAUGAUUUACUUCAAUUCUUUAACAAUAAUAACAGUGAACCUCCUAAGAUAUUUUUAACGACAAAUGUUAAUGCAAGGAAAUGUGCUUAUGAAUUUGCAAACGUUCUUAUUGAAGUCUUACCAAAUGUUACCUUUGUGAAAAGAAAAUAUGGUUAUAAAAUGAAGGAAAUCGUGGACAUUUGUAAUAAGAGAAAUUUUACUGAUAUGGUAAUAAUUAAUGAAGAUAAGAAAAAAGUUACUGGUUUAACUUUUAUUCAUUUACCAGAGGGACCAUCCUUUUAUUUUAAAUUGAGCUCUUACGUCGAAGUCAAGAAAAUUGUAGGUCAUGGUAGGCCAACGAGUCAUAUUCCUGAAUUGAUCUUAAAUAAUUUCCAAACAAGAUUGGGGAAAACAGUAGGGAAAUUAUUUCAAUCCAUUUUCCCGAAUGAUCCAGAAUUUGAAGGUAGACAAGUAAUAACGUUACAUAACCAAAGAGAUUAUAUUUUCUUUAGAAGACAUCGUUAUGUGUUUAGAAAUGAAGAAAAAGUUGGUCUACAAGAAUUAGGUCCUCAAUUCACAUUGAAAUUGAAAAGAUUACAAAGAGGUAUUAAAGAAGAAACUGAAUGGGAACAUAAACCUGAAAUGGAUAAAGAAAAGAAGAAAUUUUAUCUCUGA
This is a messenger RNA of Naumovozyma dairenensis CBS 421, 885 nucleotides long. It is a transcript of the gene RPF1, whose product is annotated as rRNA-binding ribosome biosynthesis protein RPF1. Gene Ontology annotation, molecular function: rRNA primary transcript binding. Bases 1 to 885 code for a protein of 294 amino acids. The transcript has a single exon. Gene Ontology annotation, biological process: maturation of LSU-rRNA; maturation of 5.8S rRNA. Gene Ontology annotation, cellular component: nucleolus; preribosome, large subunit precursor. Lineage: Eukaryota; Fungi; Ascomycota; Saccharomycetes; Saccharomycetales; Saccharomycetaceae. The record is from RefSeq and is a predicted model, not a curated record.